CCAUCUUCCAGACCAUAAAGUGUGCCCACGAGCGAUCGGUGCACCUCUUCAUCGACUCCCUGCUGCACGACAGCAUGCAGAGCACGGCCUACCUGUGCGACAACAUGGACAGAUUCAGCCAGGGGCUGUGUCUGAGCUGCAGGAAGGGCCGCUGCAACACGCUGGGCUACCACAUCCGCCAGGAGCGGCACAGCAAGAGCAAGAGGCUCUUCCUCGUGACGCGAGCCCAGUCCCCCUUCAAAGUUUAUCAUUACCAGUUCAAGAUCCAGUUUAUCAACCAAAUAGAGAAGCCGGUAGAACCAACUUUUACCAUGUCGCUCCUCGGGACAAAAGAGGAAAUGCAGAAAAUUCCCAUCACUGUGGGUGAAAGAAUUACUAGCAAUAAAACCUAUUCCUUUCUGAUCACAUUGGAUUUGGAUAUCGGCAAGCUGGUCAUGAUCAAGUUCAAGUGGGAAAACAGUGCAGUGUGGGCCAAUAUCUGGAACACGAUCCAGACCAUCAUCCCGUGGGGCACGCAGCCCCACCACUCAGGCCUUGUUCUGAAGACCAUCAGAGUCAAAGCAGGAGAAACCCAGCAAAGAAUGGCAUUUUGCUCAGAAAACAUGGAUGAUCUACAACUUCUCCCAACCCAGGAGAAAGUCUUUGUGAAAUGUGAAGUAAACUCUAAAAAAUUAAAGCAGAAGAUCAGAUGA
Molecule: messenger RNA, 692 nt
Organism: Galeopterus variegatus (Sunda flying lemur)
Lineage: Eukaryota; Metazoa; Chordata; Mammalia; Dermoptera; Cynocephalidae
Gene: LIPC
Product: lipase, hepatic
Exons: 4
Biological process (GO): lipid metabolic process
Molecular function (GO): triacylglycerol lipase activity; apolipoprotein binding
Source: RefSeq, a predicted model, not a curated record